Acaulospora colombiana is the source of this 390-nucleotide messenger RNA. NCBI's taxonomy places the organism in Eukaryota, Fungi, Glomeromycota, Glomeromycetes, Diversisporales, Acaulosporaceae. The record is from the annotation of a GenBank genome assembly.
AUGUUUAUGAGUGUCGACAAACUUGAGAAGGUUAUGCAUAAGCUUGACACCCAAAUUGCGGAGCUUGAUGACAACGAUCUUCUGACCACCGCUGUAUCCCUUAUGGAUGCGGAUUACUUGGACGAGAUUUAUGAGGUUGAAGACGCGUCAAACUGCAGUGUCAACUCGACGAAUUUCGAUCCCCGUCGUAAUAUGACGACCUACUGUUUCGGGGACGACAUCUACUAUGAGGAUGGCGACUCCGUACGUGACGUGAUGGAAGAUGAAUUGGACGUCAUCUACCAAAAGGUAGUAUUUUUUAUCAAGGAAAUGGAGGAUAAUAUGGAAAGGUUGGAGAGGAUCAUGAGGAAAUUUAUGAUUUCGACACCUCAACAACCCAAUCAAACCUAA